Molecule: messenger RNA, 4104 nt
Organism: Oncorhynchus gorbuscha (pink salmon)
Lineage: Eukaryota; Metazoa; Chordata; Actinopteri; Salmoniformes; Salmonidae
Product: homeobox protein aristaless-like 4
Exons: 4
Coding region: 368-1534 (388 amino acids)
Biological process (GO): regulation of transcription by RNA polymerase II
Molecular function (GO): DNA-binding transcription activator activity, RNA polymerase II-specific; RNA polymerase II transcription regulatory region sequence-specific DNA binding
Source: RefSeq, a predicted model, not a curated record
UUGUCUGAAUAAUAACAGAGCUGGUUUGGCGCCGACUUCCACCAGGGUCGCGUGCAGAGAACUUUAGUGGGGCCAGCAGUGGCAUCGUCUGUAAAGCAACGGCAUUUCGGUUCCUUACCCCGGUAAACCUUCAGGGGGUUUUCUUUGCAUUCAUUUGUUCAGUCUUCUGCAAGUCUCUGGAAAAAAAUCUAAUUCGUUUUAUAACCAACCCCAGAUGCGGCAGUGUGUGUGAGAGUGUGUGUGUGUGUGUGUGUGUGUUCGCCAGUGCUGGAGAGAAAGAGUUCUUGCUGCAAGGGCUAAAGGAGAACGAAGAAACAAACGGUUUGGAUUUUUUCAAUUCCAUUUUUUGGGGGGUGAUUUUUUAGGAAUGAACGCAGAUACGUGCGUUUCAUACUGUGAUAUGACAUCCAUGGAUUCAUAUUAUAACACGCCUUCGCCACACGGUAGGGAUCAACAACCAUCGGAUCCCUUCAGAAUAUUCCAACCGAGUGAAACCAAAUACAGCCCAACGUUCCUACCCAAAGGACAACAGGGUUACGAGGAGAAGUCUCGGAGUCCUUUCCAACAGGAGUGCCAGUCACUGGAUGACGGCACAGAGGAGGGCAACAACUUCAACAAAUACCACCUCUUCAUGCAACGACCGACCUGCAAAACACCCCCGGAAGGCGAAAAACUCCACCAGGAAAGCGGAGGACACAACGACGCGCUCAUCCCCUGCUAUGCCAAAGACAACGGCGGUCUAACCGAAUCUGAGCUGACCCCAAACACCGACUCUCCCGGGAUGGAAGGUUCCUACCUGAACCUGAAGGAACCGGGGUUAGGGGUCAGAGGUCAGGGCUCCGACCACCUCUCCAGUCUCGUGGACAAAGGGAGCGAGGCAGCAGACAGCAACAAGGGAAAGAAGAGACGGAAUCGUACCACGUUCACCUCCUACCAGCUGGAGGAACUAGAGAAGGUGUUCCAGAAGACACACUAUCCCGACGUUUACGUCAGAGAACAACUGGCGUUGAGGACCGAUCUGACAGAGGCCAGAGUACAGGUGUGGUUCCAGAACCGGCGUGCUAAGUGGAGGAAGAGGGAGAGGUUUGGUCAGAUGCAGCAGGUCAGGACUCACUUCUCUAGUGCCUACGAGCUACCCCUCCUCACCAGGCCAGAGAACUACACACAGAUCCAGAACCCAUCGUGGCUCGGUGUUGGCAGCGGUGUCUCUCCUGUACCUGGCUGUGUGGUGCCCUGUGACGGGUCAGUCACCUCCUGCAUGCCUCCCCACCCUCAUGGAGGGGUCUCCGACUACCUAGGCGUGCCCAGCCCGGGCGCAAUGGGGCAUGAGGGUCACAUGGGACAGACACACAUGGGAAGUCUCUUUGGGGCUGGAGGAAUGGGCGGAGGAAUGGGCGGAGGAAUGGGCGGAGUGGGUGGCGGUCUCAGCGGUUACGACCUGACCAGUGUCGACCCAGACAGAAAGUCUUCUAGUAUCGCGGCGCUGCGUAUGAAAGCUAAGGAACACAGUGCUGCCAUCUCCUGGAACACAUGAUGCUAUGGGAUUGUUCCUGGGUCUGGCCCCACCCUGGUCAGACACGCCCUAACCCUGCCUCCUCAUCCAUACUCUCCUGAACCUGGACAAGGCCAAGCCCAGUACUGGGAAGGAGGAAGAGGAGGAGCAGGACGAGGAGGAAGGUCAGGAUGGGACUACGACUACGCCACCUGAUAGCACUAAUAAUACCAAAGCAGGUGAAAUGAAUGAACUACAACCCGAGACGACAGGAGAGACCAUCACAGGAAACGAUUCAGCAGCUUUAGAAUGAUAACAACGAUGACGUCACCAUGACAAUCAGCAGGAGACGCUGAGAAAAGAAGACGCUAGACAGAGGGAGUGGUGCUACUUGAUCUCUCAGACCUCUGAAGGGGGAACGUGCCAUUUUCCCUGUCCCUCUUUAUCCUCUAUGCCAUCAACCCUGUCCCUCUUUAUCCUCUAUGCCAUCAACCCUGUCCCUCUUUAUUCUCUAUGCCAUCAACCCUGUCCCUCUUUAUUCUCUAUGCCAUCAACCCUGUCCCUCUUUAUCCUCUAUGCCAUCAACCCUGUGCCUCUUUAUCCUCUAUGCCAUCAACCCUGUCCCUCUUUAUCCUCUAUGCCAUCAACCCUGUCCCUCUUUAUCCUCUAUGCCAUCAACCCUGUGCCUCUUUAUCUCUAUGCCAUCAACCCUGUCCCUCUUUAUUCUCUAUGCCAUCAACCCUGUCCCUCUUUAUCCUCUAUGCCAUCAACCCUGUCCCUCUUUAUUCUCUAUGCCAACCACCCUGUCCCUCUUUAUACUCUAUGCCAUCAACCCUGUCCCUCUUUAUUCUCUAUGCCAACCACCCUGUCCCUCUUUAUUCUCUAUGCCAACCACCCUGUGCCUCUUUAUUCUCUAUGCCAACCACCCUGUGCCUCUUUAUUCUCUAUGCCAACCACCCUGUGCCUCUUUAUUCUCUACGCCAUCAACCCUGUCCCUCUUUAUUCUCUAUGCCAUCAACCCUGUCCCUCUUUAUCCUCUAUGCCAACCACCCUGUCCCUCUUUAUUCUCUAUGCCAACCACCCUGUCCCUCUUUAUUCUCUAUGCCAACCACCCUGUGCCUCUUGUUCUGUUGAAACCCACCACCUGAAACCAAUCCACUUCAAGCCUGGUUCUUCUGAGGACACAAACAACAUGUUGCAAAAACCCCCCCAUUACAAACACUACAACUCUAAUGAGCAAAACUCCCUGAUGAAGAGCACUGACGAACCAGCGCAAAGUCUUCAUGAAUCAUCCUCAUGCAUAACUUUUCUCUUUCUUCUCACAGCGACACAAUGACCAAUUGUCUAAGAGGUAUUAAUGGUUUGGUAAUAAGUGAACAUCUGAAUAACAUCUGUGUUUGGUUUUGACUGCAUGGGAUGUGCUGGCAGCUGUGACCCUGUUUCUAGGUUCCUAUAACUGUGGGUGACACAAGCGACACGGUUCCAUGCCAAUUUGGUUGGUGGAAGUGGAGGGCAGAGAGCAGAAAGUGUACACUUGGCAAUCAUAUCAAGUGAAUGUGUAAUUUCCUCCCCAUAGGACUGCCUCCCUCCCAGCGCCGACCUAUCAGGUUACAGGAAACACAUUCUCCCCUAGCAACAGGCAGGAAUAACACAGAAACACUAGACAGUGAUUAGGCCUGUCAUUAGACAGUCAUUGGGCCUGUCAUUAGACAGUGAUUGGGCCUGUCACUAGACAGUGAUUGGGCCUGUCAUUAGACAGUGAUUGGGCCUGUCACCAGACAGUGAUUGGGCCUGUCACUAGACAGUGAUUGGGCCUGUCAUUAGACAGUGAUUGGGCCUGUCACUAGACAGUGAUUGGGCCUGUCACUAGAUUUAAAUACCUCCCUCCCUCCCUCCCCCCCUUCCUCCCCAUAAAAGUCUGGGUGAGGAUUCAGAAUAUGAAAAUUGGACAAUUGCAUGUAAUUCCGGCAUUUUGACUGCAUUAAAUGUAAUGUACAGGCUAUCAAACCUGAUCAGGCCUAACAACAAAACAAAUGAUGACGCUAACUGACGUGAGGCUCAUGUCUUCUCCUGCCCUGUAGACAUGAACUUCACAGUAGUACCUACUGUUCCUCCAAGAUAGCGCCCCACUCCUCUAAAUCCUCCAACUCCUCCAACUCCUCCAACUCCUCUAGCUCCUCUAGCUCCUCCAACUCCUCCAACUCCUCCAACUCCUCCAACUCCUCUAGCUCCUCCAACUCCUCCAACUCCUCCAACUCUAAUCCCCAUAGCCUCUCUAAAUCAUCUAACUCUAAUCCCCAUAGGGCCUCUAACUGUAAUAUCUGUAGGCUCUCUAAAUCCUCUAAUUACUCUAAAUCCCCUAAAUCCUCUAACUCCUCUAAAUUAUCUAACUCUAAUCCCCAUCGGCUCUCUAAAUCCUCUAACUCCUCUAACUCUAAUCCCCAUCGGCUCUCUAAAUCCUCUAACUACUCUAACUCCUCUAACUCUAAUCACCAUAGGGCCUCUAAAUCCUCUAACUCCUCUAAAUCCUCUAACUCUAAUCACCAUAGGGCCUCUAACUCCUCUAAAUCCUCUAACUCUAAUCCCCAUAGGGCCUCUAACUCCUCUAAAUC